AUGGUUUCUCUCCUCACAGCACAGACAGGGUUUCUCUCCUCACUGUACAGACAGGGUUUCUCUCCUCAGUGUACAGACAGGGGAGCUGAGUCAAAGAAUGCCAGAGUUUGUGGCGAUCACUUUGUUAAAGGACGUCCAAGCAAUCUAUAUGAUGAGAGUGACAUUGACUGGGCUCCUACAAGGAAUCUUGGCCACGGGAAAGUGAAACAGCCGACUGCAGCGAACGUAGGGCGAGAUGAGCGGACUCACUCUCGUGACGAAAAGAGGAAACGCUCAGAAUGUGCCGAGGCCUUGGUAGAGUUCCACAAACUCAUGAGAUUUGACACAUCAGAAAUUCACAGUCCAGAUAUUCCUGAGGAUGGAGAGACCAAUGCAGCGCUCGACGUUUGUCCCAGUGUUGCAUGCCAGACAGAUUUGACCGGUGACGAUAUUGUAAGCAUGGAAGAGGAGUUAAAGAAAUUGAACUGUGAACUUUAUGAACUACGAUCAAAGGCACUGGACUCAUCUAUCAGUGCUCUCUCUCUGUGA
Knipowitschia caucasica is the source of this 528-nucleotide messenger RNA. Lineage: Eukaryota; Metazoa; Chordata; Actinopteri; Gobiiformes; Gobiidae. The record is from the annotation of a GenBank genome assembly.